Molecule: messenger RNA, 4193 nt
Organism: Dermacentor albipictus
Lineage: Eukaryota; Metazoa; Arthropoda; Arachnida; Ixodida; Ixodidae
Product: sperm-specific sodium:proton exchanger-like
Biological process (GO): sodium ion import across plasma membrane; potassium ion transmembrane transport; regulation of intracellular pH
Cellular component (GO): plasma membrane
Molecular function (GO): potassium:proton antiporter activity; sodium:proton antiporter activity
Source: RefSeq, a predicted model, not a curated record
GCCCCGUGAGCGCGAGCUGCCACGCCCUACCGUGACCGCUAAGAAGACGAAGGACCGCCGCUUACCGAGGUCGGUCCAGAACGUUCGUCGCUUGGCCGCCGCAUUUAUCUAGGAAUGAAUCAGCCGGACUCGUUCAGAAGUUACGUCACCAUGCCGCCUGACUACGAGACAAAGCUGCUCGUGGUCUGCGCCAUCGUCAUCAUUGCAAGCGUGAGCCGCAUGGUGAGCCUGCUGUGGCGCCUGCCCAAGAUCGCCGUGAGCAUGGCGUGCGGCCUGCUGCUGGGCCUGCUCGUGGGGCCGGACGUCGCGGGCCAGGGCGCCGAGGCGAGCAGCAUCCCGGUGUACGCCAGCAUGUACGUGCCGGCCGUCACGUACACCGUGACCAUACAGAUGCCCUACCACGUGCUCUGCAGCUGCGCCGUCACCUGUCUCACGCUGGGCACCGCCGGGCUGCUGUUGUCGGCACUGCUGAACGGGCUAGCGCUGUACACGGUGCGGAUUAUAGACGUGCCGAUGCGGGAGCUGUUCUUCUCGAGCCUGCUCAUCUCGUACCAGGAGCCCAUGGUCAUCACCGACGUCAUCACGCCAUCGCCGUUCAAGGCCCGCAUCAUGGAGACGGUGUUGGCCGGCGAGGCGCUCGUGUCCACUUCUCUCUUCUUCUUCUGGGAGGUGGUCGACAACGCCUGGGACAGCGUCAGCGCGACGCGCGUGGCCACGUGGUUCCUGUGGUUCGUGCUGGGCAGCCUGGUGCUGGGCAAGGCAGUGGGCCACGCCAUGGCAUACAUGCUCGACCACCUGCACUACGAGGCGACGCUCAUGUGUAGCCUCUCGCUGGCCUCCGUGUACAUCACCUACUACCUGGCUGACCUGUUCAUGUUUCGCGGAGGCAUGCUGGGCGUCAUCGCCAUGGGCCUCACCAUGAAGUCGUGCGCCACCUCGACCGCCAUGACCGAUGACGAGCCGUUCCUCAGAUUCUGGAGCACGUACCGGUACGUUCUGUGCGUGCUGCUGACGUUCCUGGCGUCGAUGCGCGUCGGCCGCGACCUGAUGCACAUACGAAACUACGGCCGGCCCGUCUACAUGCCCACCGUCUACUGCAUGAUCCGCCUCAGCAACAGGGUGAUCACCGUGGUGGUGCUGUUCCCGGUGCUCCGGCGCACGGGCUACCAGCUGAGCGCUCGCCAGGCCAUGGUGCUCGCCUGGGUCACCCUCAAAGGCCCCGUCACCAUGGUGGCGCUGUCGACGAAGGCCGUCGGAACGUUCACCUACAUGCCCUUCGUCGUGGAGCGCUUCACUCGCGUGCUGGCCGUGAUCGAGAGCUGCCUGAUUCCUGCAUUCACGGUCACUCCGCUCAUGAGGUUCCUCGGUAUGCUCCAGCUGGACGCCCCCGAGUCGGCGCGAGUGCGUCGCUCCAUGAAGUCCAUCUGGGGCGCGGCGGCCAGGUCUCGAGAGCGCCAGCGUUCCCAGCGCAACUUCAGCGGCGCCGACUGGAAGUGGAUCGAGGAGCACAUCUACCUGGCCGACUCGCUGUCGCUCGGAUACCGGCUGGAGAAAGCAGAGUCGCACGAACCAUUACAACCAGCGAAAAAAAAGACGGAGCGAAAUAUGUCCAGCAGGCUCAACCGGAUGACCAAGGUCAUGUUCAAGGACGAAUUCACCACAGAGCGACAAUGCUCGUCCAUCUGCGUCAUACCUGGCCGCGGCAUCGCCAAGGCCUACAUGGAGGUCAACAGGAACAUCCGCACGCUACAGACGGUGUCCUUGCGGAGGCAGUUCGAGAACGGCAUGAUCCACCCGGAGACCUACGCGAAGAUUCUCACCGCCGUACAGACGAAAGUCAAGGACGAUUCGUUCCUCGACUUGGAGACGAUGAAGAAGCUAUUGUAUUUGCCAAACUGGAUGUUCGCCUUCAAAGACAAGGUCCUGUCGGCGCUUCCCGAGUCGAGCGACAACAGCUCGUGGUCGACGAGCGGUUGGGGCAGCGAGCUCCUGUCGCCCGGUCACGUGGUCACCAGCCGGCUCCGGCGCGCCCAGACGUGCAUCCUCUUCAACGCGCUCGCGGCGCUCUCGCUGGCCGCCCUGCUCGCCGGCAUUCUGGUGGCCGACCUGGAGCACCCGUCGCCCCUCUUCACCACCGCCUCGGUGGCGGUGCAAGGGUGCAUGGUGCUGCUGCACUCGGUCGAGAUCAUCGCCAUGUACGCGCGCAGCCCGACGGCAACGUUCCUGGCGGUGGACACGUCGGCGCGCCUCGACCUGGCCGCGUACCUGCUGCAGCUGGGGCUCUUCUGCGUGUCCGCCUGGUGCUCGGCGUUCGACGUGCCCCUGCAAGAGUGCUGGCUGCCCGUCGCCCUGUUCGUCGCGCUGGCCGCGUGCCGGACUCACAAGUUCUGGGUGCACCGGAGGAUAAUAUCGGAGGCGUGGCUCCGUUGGAUGGACCAGGCGAUCAACCAGCGCGUGUUCCGCAUGUACGACAUGGCCGUCGCCUUCAUCAACUCCGAAGAGGAAGUGAUCAAGAGCGUCUCCGCUGCGAAAACUAGCGACCAGGUGACGGUCUUCAUGCGCGAUGAGGCCAACUCCAACAAGCUAGAGCUGCUGAAGGAGAUAAUCAGCAUCCAGCAGCGGUACCCGCAGCUCGAGUGUGUGGCCCGCUCGCGUCUCAUCGCGCGGCGCAUCCUCAACUCGUGCCUGUCCGCCCUCAGCGACCUGGAACAGAGCGGCCUCGUCGAGCAGGACCACUACACCGAGCUCGUAACGCGCCUGGAGAAGCUGAUCCGCGACCUGAACCGGCUUCCGAGCUCGGUGUCGGUGCCCGAGACCACCGUCAGCUUCCUGCUCAGCGUGCCCUGGCUGCCCGCCGAGAGCGUGCCCCGCCUCAAGAAGCUUUACUGCUGGAAGUACAACAAGGGCAUGCAGCUUGUGUCUUCCGGGAAGAAGCACCAGGCCAUCCACAUCGUCUUCUCUGGAAUAGUCAAGAUCGAGGGCACACAUCAGACUGCGCCCCAGCGGCUGCCGGCACUGGCCAACGCCGACUCGAUGCAGUACUUCUCGUCCGAAGACUCCUUCACCGACUUCCUGGUGGCGCCUGGCUCCCUCGGCAUCCUCGGCUUCCUCAACAAGACCAACUCCGUCUGUGACGUCAUUUGCGAGACCGACAUAGAGGCAUGCGUGAUCCCGAUGUCGCUGAUGGACAAGCUGGUGUCCCGGGACGCGUCCUCGCCGUGCAUCCUUUACCGCAUGUGGCAGUGGGUCGCCGUGCGCAUCGCCCUCGACUUGCUGCAGGGGCGAGAGGAGUUCGAGGGCGUGGACCCGGACGCCCUGCGGCGCUACGUCGAGGACGGCCGGCUGCCGUACCUCGGUCGCGCCCGCAGCUUCGUGUUGGAGGAAGACGUGGACUGCGCCGUGCUCGUGCAGGGCACCAUGAGCAGCACGCUGGACAAGGGCCGGCGCGAGUUCUUCGGGCCGCAGUUCGUGCCCGAGAACGUGCGCUGCCUCGACGUAAAGGGCAACCCCGCCACGCGCCCCCUGCCCGUGCUGCUGCUUCUGUGCAAGCACCGGUACCGACUGCCCACCGAGCUGGACUGGCAGAACAUGCCGGGCGAGAUGUUCUCCGCCGAGCCCGAGUACCGGACGCGCACCAUCUCGCGCCGGGGCCGGCGCCUCUCGUCGCGGUCCGCCACCGCCAGACGGCGCUGAGUGCCCGCCGCCCGCCUCGAUCGAAGCGCCACGCGACGGACGUGGCGCGCCGCUUACGAAUAACGCACGAUAGAAUCCUUGAUAAAAGACAGCCGUAUCACCACUUCGUACAGAGACCUGCGCCUUCCCCCUAUCGUCGGCGGUAAACGCGCUUUAGAAACUUCUGUGCCAACCGGCGCAUUAUUAGUGGCUUUCAGGAACUCGGACUGCUGAAGUUCGAGUAUGGUAGGACUCGGUACCCCAAUACACUUGCAGACAUUUUGCAAGCAUCGACACAGGCGCACGCGAUCGAAGGAGCUAGCAAGGAUGGUGUAGGAGGCAACUUCCAAACUUUAAAUAAGCUAUUAUCAAAGACUUGGCGUAUAAUUCGGAGGGUUGCAUGUACCCUGCUAGGUAUCCCAUCAGCAUAGGCUUUGCUUAAUUCGUAUCUUCUGCAACUGUUCUUGCGAGUUUGCUAUUGACUUAAUAUGUAUAUGAAGUAUAGUGCACUUUUUCUGCAA